AUGUCUAGAAUUAUUCAUGGGGUUGGAUUAUUAACAGCUUGCUCCUGGGACCCUAGAGUUAACGGUCCAUACUUUUUCUCAACUGCAAUCAGCAUUAGCCUGUCCAAUGCUAAGGAUUUCAUUCAAGAUGUGAAAAAACUUGUUGCUUUGCAGCCUAAUGGCUUAUGUGGUGUUGACCUUUAUAUUGGUUUCCUGGCUAGAUAUGUUACUCGUUCAAGUGCUUACUUGGGGAAGGAAGAAGACCCAAUGGCCCCAAGAAUUUAUGAAGAUAUUCUUGAAGAGAUAGAGCAGAUGGCACUGUUUAAAUAUGGAGGAUUGCCUCAUUGGGAUAAAAAUAGGGACUUGGCUUUCCUUAAUGUGAUUAACAAGUACAAGAAUGCUGGAGAGUUUUUGAAGGUCAAAAAACUAUAUGAUCCUCUGGCGUUGUUCUCCAAUGAGUGGUCAGACCAAAUUCUUGGACUGAAAGAUGGAGUUCCCAUAGUAAAGGAGGGUUGUGCACUAGAAGGGUUAUGUAUAUGCUCGGAGGACAGCCAUUGUGCCCCAAAGAAGGGAUACUUUUGCCGACCAGGAAAAGUUUACGAGGAUGCAAGGGUUUGUACUCGGGUUCGUACUCAUUUGUCAUCCUAA
Coffea eugenioides is the source of this 627-nucleotide messenger RNA. Its product is annotated as probable truncated L-gulonolactone oxidase 7, mitochondrial. The record is from RefSeq and is a predicted model, not a curated record. Lineage: Eukaryota; Viridiplantae; Streptophyta; Magnoliopsida; Gentianales; Rubiaceae. Gene Ontology annotation, cellular component: membrane. Gene Ontology annotation, molecular function: D-arabinono-1,4-lactone oxidase activity.